This is a messenger RNA of Candidula unifasciata, 291 nucleotides long. Lineage: Eukaryota; Metazoa; Mollusca; Gastropoda; Stylommatophora; Geomitridae. The record is from the annotation of a GenBank genome assembly.
AUGCCGACUGUUAGCAUCGCUUCAAACAUCAAGCGUGAACAGAUUCCAGAUAAUUUCAUCAUCGCUACAAACCUCAAGCGUGAACAGAUUCCAGAUAAUUUCAUCCAAGAAGCAUCAAAGCUGAUUGCCUCAAAACUGAUGAGCUUUGGUGGUACAGAAGAACCAUGUACCAACAUCUCCCUUAGCUGCAUUAGAGUGGUUGGCCCAGACAAGAAUACAAAAACUGAUUCUACAUCAAUAUCUUUGAUACCCCAAGAUCUGACUGUGUGGAAUGGCAACACAUUUGGCUAA